This is a messenger RNA of Trichoderma virens Gv29-8, 1059 nucleotides long. RefSeq lists its product as uncharacterized. Bases 1 to 1059 code for a protein of 352 amino acids. The transcript is spliced from 4 exons. Lineage: Eukaryota; Fungi; Ascomycota; Sordariomycetes; Hypocreales; Hypocreaceae. The record is from RefSeq and is a predicted model, not a curated record. Gene Ontology annotation, molecular function: dioxygenase activity.
AUGGCAGCAGUAGCCAAUCCUGCUUUAGGAUCUAAUGAGAUCCCUACGUAUCAUCAGAUACCUGAAACAACUUAUGACCUGGAAUGGGCCGACUUAGUUACUUUGGAUCUCUCUCAAUUUGAGCAGCCCGGUGGAUUCUUUUACAUCACCAACUUUGGAUUGAGCCAGGAAGCAGUCGAUCGCCAAUUCGCCAUAGGAAAAGAAGUUUUCAAAUUGCCCAUGGAAGAAAAACUCCGGUUCCGUGCUGAACUAGAGACGGGAGGUUAUAAUGGCUAUAAACCGUUGGGUUUACGAGAAAUCGCUCCUGGAAUUUUUGACAACACAGAGAUUUAUAACAUAGGAAAGUUUAUACCAGCGUAUGAACGUCCCCAGCCCGAGAUCAUUAACCAGAACCGUGGCGAAAUUGAACAGUUCGCCCGGCACAUUCAUGACCAUAUUGUGGGAAAACUUCUUGUCCUCUGCGCAAUUCUGUUAGAGUUACCAGAGGAUUAUUUUCUCAGCUGUCAUCGCUAUGAUGAAAAGUCCGAUUGUCACUUGCGCUAUAUGAAAUAUUAUCGUCGCACCGAAGCAGAGAACAGGGCGCUAGACAACGUCUGGGUAAAGGGGCAUACAGACUUCGGAAGCCUUACACUUUUGUUCCGCCAACCUGUCUCCGCUCUCCAGGUGAGAACACCAGAGGGUAAUUGGCGCUGGGUUCGCCCUUACCCAGAGAGCAUCACUGUCAACCUUGCCGAUUCCCUUGACUUUUUAACAAACGGCUACCUAAAAAGUUCCAUUCACAGGGUUGUCCGCCCACCCCCCGAUCAGCAAGAGGUGGACAGACUUGGUGUUUUGUAUUUUGUCCGACCAGAAGAUAAUACUGAAUUAAGGCCAGUAGCUAGUACAGUUCUUGAGAGACUUGGUUAUGACAAAGUCGCAGACUCUAGCGCCGUAGGAAUUACCGCUGGGGAAUGGGUCAAGGCAAGAGUGGCCAAGGGAGUGGCUAAAGACAAUAAGCCAAGAAGCGAAGUUGGAGAACAGGCAAUUGUCGGUGGACUUACAGCAAAAUAUUAUGAUUAG